AUGCUAUUUAUUGCCACCUGCCGUGGGGUCUGGUCUGCAAUUGAGCAACCGGUCUCCAGCACACUCAAGUGGGUGCCGCAUUUUGUGCAUCUCCGGAACCUCCUGCUGGCGUGUGACGGCGAGCUGUGGAAGUACUGCAACUUCUGGAUGGGAUUAUACGGUCACGAGAAUGCAAAGCCCAGCUACUGCAUCGGGUCAUCGCGAUGGCUCAUGAAGCUGAAGAACAAGAUGACGCGACAGAAGCGUGCCAAAUUCAACUCUGCAGCCAAGAAGGUUGUGACGAGGCGGAAGCGUGCUGAUGGAACAGUUGCAGUAACUGGCACCAAGCAUCUCACCGAGACGCAAGUCUAUCCCGAAGGGUUUGCCAAAGCAGUUGCCAAGCUUCACUUGCAAGAUACCACAAGGGUUUCUCAUCCACCCGGGCUAACGCUUGAGGGCAUCCUGAAUGCUCAGUUGGAAGCUACUCUGCACUAUAAUAAGACAGUUGUUGGGUCUUAUGUUGGUUGUCAUAAAUAG
Molecule: messenger RNA, 516 nt
Organism: Symbiodinium sp. CCMP2592
Lineage: Eukaryota; Dinophyceae; Suessiales; Symbiodiniaceae
Source: the annotation of a GenBank genome assembly